Messenger RNA from Fusarium subglutinans, 1620 nucleotides. Its product is annotated as sterigmatocystin biosynthesis monooxygenase stcW. The transcript is spliced from 4 exons. Lineage: Eukaryota; Fungi; Ascomycota; Sordariomycetes; Hypocreales; Nectriaceae. Gene Ontology annotation, molecular function: flavin adenine dinucleotide binding; NADP binding; N,N-dimethylaniline monooxygenase activity. The coding region runs from base 1 to 1620 and encodes 539 amino acids. The record is from RefSeq and is a predicted model, not a curated record.
AUGUCGGCCCAACAACAGCAAAAGCCAAGGCAGAUUCGAUGCACCAUCAUCGGAGCAGGCUACGCAUCCUCUGAUGAGAUUCAGGGUUACCUGAAAGGUGUUGCAAAGCACUUCGAUCUCGAGCGAUACAUCUCCUUCAACACUAAAGUGGUCGCAGCAAAAUGGUCCAAAGAGGACAGUACCUGGACCGUUGAGUUGGAAGAUGGCUCUCUCGUGACAUCAGAGAUCCUGGUAAAUGCUGGCGGCAUUCUCAGUCACCCGCAAAUUCCCAACAUCGAGGGCCUGUCAGACUUUAAUGGUCCAUUACUGCAUACAGCAUCCUGGGUCCAUUCGGUUGACCUCCGGGGCAAACGUGUCGGCGUCAUUGGCGCGGGAGCCAGUUCGAUCCAAUUAGUUCCCUCAAUACAGCCUCUGGUCCAAGACAUGAAGGUGUUUAUCCGCACACCGUCCUGGAUUGCACCGCCAGUAGCUCUGCCCGACCCCAACGCGACAAAUUAUACCUACAGCACAGAAGAGAAGGCUACUUUCGAGAGGAACAAGGAGAUAUAUCUCGACACCAGAAAGGGACUGGAGGAUCAGUUCAAUGGAAUGUUCCGCCUAUUUCUAAAGUCCAGUCCAGAACAGAAGAGAACACGCGCCAUGUUCGAGUCGCGGAUGAAACAGCUGAUCCCUGACCAAGACCUCCAGAAGAAGCUGAUACCUUCAUUCGAGGCUGGAUGCAGAAGAAUUAAUCCCGGAGAGGGGUUUCUUACUGCUCUUCAGAAGCCCAAUGUUGAACCAGUAUUCGACUCUAUCGAGAGAGUGACUCAUGCUGGUAUCGUGGCUGGUGGAAAAGAAUACCCAGCAGACGUCUUGGUGGCAGCAACAGGAUUCAACACGACCUUCCGACCUCGUUUUCCUAUAAUCGGUCGCAAUGGCGUUAACCUCCAAGAUGCAUGGCAAGAACAUCCCGAAUCGUAUCUGGGUCUCGGUGUCGCGGGGUUUCCCAAUUAUCUCAUUUUCUUGGGACCAAACACUCCCAUCUCGAAUGGAAGCCUGAUGGGCUCUGUGGAAGCGACGGCCGACUACUUCAUUCGUCUUCUUCACAAAAUAAUUCGUCAGCGUGUUAAGUCCUUCGAAGUCCGAGCCGACGCCCAAAAUGACUUCAACGAACAUACGCAAAAGGUUAUGCAAGACAUGGUGUGGACAGGAACGUGUCGCAGUUGGUACAAGCAGGGCACAAACGGAAAGGUAACUGGACUCUGGCCAGGCAGCUCUCUCCACUAUAUUCAGGUCCUCGCCGAAGAUCGCUGGGAAGAUUAUGAGUGGACACAUGAAUCGGAGAGGUACAGCUACUGGGGUCAUGGCCUGUCAUGGAUUGAGGAGCCUGGUCUUGAUCCCUUGGGCGCGACUAAGCAGAACAUGAUUGAGGCGAUGACAACUUUGCCAAAGAAGGACUCUGACUUGAGCUUUUAUCUGUGGGGGAGCGAGACUUUGCCUGAGAGCUGCUUUCCAAGUGGGUGCUCAGAGGAGAUAGCCCAGGAUGGAGGUGACUUGGCAUGGAAGGACGUAUUGCAAACGGCAACGCCUGCUGAUGUCGAUAAACAUGCCGCCGUAGCUUGCGUCACUGUACCAGUUUAG